ACUUCAGACAGAGUUACUGAUCCCAGUGGAGCACAAGUAACACUGGAGCUGGAAAUCCUACCCAGAGUGAUGGCCAAGUGCUGCUGCCCUGCAAAUAAAGAUUUUUUUGGAGGGAAUUGUGUAUCUUCCCUUCCAUCAAGAAUAAAAUGCUUUGCUUUUCUUUAAUAAAACAAGUUUUAUUCGCAAGAAACUGCAACUACUUGUUAAAUUCCUCUUGUUUGGAGAAACAGGGCAGAUCUGAGGGUCUGACAGUGCCAGAGAAGCCGGAGCUUUGGGAAGGGGAGUGACUCGGAGAAGUUUGUGUUGUUCCCUUCCUGCUUCCUCUGAAAAUCCCUGGGAGCCAACCCAAGGGUUCUCCUGCUGUAAAAAGGCACCUGGGGGCUGCGGCUGCUGCUGGUACUGACCAGGUAGCACAAAGUUGUGUCGGAUCACGUUGUUACAUAUCUGUGCACCAAAGAGGAUAUGGCAAAGUAUGUUCUACACAGCAGUAAGAUUAUUCACCAUGUGAAUGUUCAGUGGAGGAUUUGAUGUGUUAGAGAUCUCCCUCAGAAAUGUAGGAAGCAUCUUGUUGGAAUGCAGCAGGAUGAAAAAUGCUGGAGCUUCCUCAAGCCAGUGCCUGUCCUUGGCUUCCCAGGCCAGCUCCAGUGCUCCAGUGUUCUUUAAAUUGAAAAGCAACUCAGUAACUUCUGAAAUCAAUGUUGUUUUAAUGAACUGAUUCAUUUUUAAGGAGUUCGGAGACCUGUUUUACAAAGCUACCUCAAGUUCAAGUUUUGUGUUUUCAGAGGAGGGAAGAAGAAUGUCCCAAAAACAGCUGAAAGAAGCUUUUAUCAGCAACCUGAACGGAACGAGUUUGCUGGAAAUUUCUGCAGGCUUGUCCCUGCCUCCGCUGUGCCUGCUGUGCAGAGGGCUCCUCCUGAUCCUGCACUACCUGCACCAUGGAAAACCUGUGAGCUCAAGGACGUACAGCCUGCUGCUGGACUUCCUGGUGCUGGUGUCUCCUCUCGUGUUCUCCUGCACUGUCUUGUCCCCAAUCAUCUUUUUCAUACCAGUUAUCCUUGCUGCCUUCUGUGCCGCAAUCUUUUCCAAAAUAUACGGCCAGACAAAACGAGAGGCCAGACCGCCCUUGGGGCAAAUUGUAAAAGAAUUCCAGAAGGCAUGCUUGGACCCUGAGUACAUUCCAGCCAUAACUGUGUUCCGUGUUUAUGUCAACGUGCUGACAUCCAUCAGCAUUUUGGCCGUGGAUUUCCCGCAGUACCCCCGGCGAUACGCCAAGGCCGAGACCUACGGCACCGGAGCCAUGGAUUUGGGGGUGGGAGCCUUCAUCUUUGGAAAUGCUCUUGUUUGCCCUGAGGUUCGGCAGAAGCCUCACAGGACUCAGCCCAGGUUCUCCAGCCUGGCCAGGCAGGUGUUCUCUGUGUGGCCACUGAUUGCCCUCGGCGUCGGGCGGCUGCUGAGCGUUAAAUCCAUCGAGUACCACGAGCACACGUCGGAGUACGGCGUGCACUGGAACUUCUUCUUCACCCUGGCGCUGGUGAGACUUGCAGCCUCUCUGCUUUUAGCCAUAUUCCCCAAACACAAGGCUUGGCUCGUGGCUCUGGCUGUGGCUGUGCUCUACCAGCUGCUCCUCAGCACGACCUCUCUGAAGAUGUUCAUCCUGCACGGCAGUGACGGCCGGGGCUCCCGGCUCGGCUUCCUCGACGCCAACCGGGAAGGGCUCUUCUCCCUCUUUGGCUACCUGGCCAUCUACCUGGCGAGCGUGCAGGAUCAGCUCCAGCAAGCCUCCUCUCCCGGCUGCAGUGGUGUCUCUUUUGAAGUCAGAAGUUCCCCCGAAGAUUCCAGGCAGUAUCGUAUUUCAAAGCCCUGUCCCAGAGAACAGGUAUUUCUUCCAGGCAAAGAGGCCCAUGCAAAUGAGCACAGGAAGGGGCUGGCUGCCUUUCCACCGCCUUGGAGAUAACAAAACAAGCCACGUGUUCCAGCGGCUUAAAAAAACAUUAAAAAUCCAUGGAUAAAAAUGGUGUUAAUGUAAUGGUGCUUUUUGUAUCAAUGUGCACUCCAAGAAUACAGAACCUGGGACAAUGCUGCUGUUGAUGUGGGAGGGAGAAGUGGCACAGGAAAGCACAUUCCUGCAAAGACCUAAAUUCAUCGUGGUUCAGAGUGCUCUGGUGUGAGAAACUCUCUCUAGUAACAAACCCCCAUCUUUUGUGCUGUAGAAAACCAUGAACACACCGACUGCAGUUCCCGUUACAGCUCGAGUAAACGAGCUCCUGCACUAAACAUCCCUUUUAUGCAGACACAAGAAAGAAUCCUGCUUCUUUAUUACCUCCCCUGCAUUUUCCUGUGAGGGCUUUACUGCCUAUAUCCAUACACAACAAGAAUGAACAGGUCAGCUGUAUUAUUCCGUAGUUCAAGAAAGACUUUGGAUUCGUUGUUGUUUUUGUGAUUUAGUUUUUUUUUUUUUUUGGGCUGGUUAAUUUAGGCAGCCACAGGAUUUCGGGCAGGCUGCUCUGGAGUGCUGCAGGCGCCAAGCAGAGCUGUUCAAUCCUGCCCGGCCUGGCUCGGCACCAGCCGCGUUUGAUGCCGGGGCAGCGUCUGAGGCGGGGAAUUCAGCGA
Molecule: messenger RNA, 2610 nt
Organism: Zonotrichia albicollis (white-throated sparrow)
Lineage: Eukaryota; Metazoa; Chordata; Aves; Passeriformes; Passerellidae
Source: RefSeq, a predicted model, not a curated record